Messenger RNA from Drosophila hydei, 1294 nucleotides. It is a transcript of the gene eIF4E3, whose product is annotated as eukaryotic translation initiation factor 4E1. Bases 312 to 1022 code for a protein of 236 amino acids. Gene Ontology annotation, cellular component: eukaryotic translation initiation factor 4F complex; cytoplasm. Lineage: Eukaryota; Metazoa; Arthropoda; Insecta; Diptera; Drosophilidae. Gene Ontology annotation, biological process: translational initiation. The record is from RefSeq and is a predicted model, not a curated record. The transcript has 5 exons. Gene Ontology annotation, molecular function: translation initiation factor activity; RNA 7-methylguanosine cap binding.
UCAGAGAUUAGAUGAUUUGCAGUUUUCCAGUUUACUCAUAAUUCUAUUAAACUCGUCCGAGCAACACAAGAAAAGUCUCAUAUUCAUUAUACUCAUACGGUUUUUUUUUCGUAUGUUUUUAACAAAAAAUAAAAAAAAACGUAUUUGAAAAUAAGAAACGAAACGCCUCCACCUCCAAGCAAAAACCAAAACCCUCCACCCACUCAUAAAAAAUAAUCGUAAGGUGUUACCGUGUGGCACAACCAAGUUUUGAGCAAAAUAUUUACGAAAUAGGCGCUAUAUUGCAAAAAUAUUUUAAAGUAACUCAAACUAUGGGCUACGACAACUACAACGGCACUGAAGUGGCCGAGUCCGGUCAGGCCAUCUAUGCAGGCGGCAAUGGGAACAAUGUUGUGGCCGAUGAGCAGUUUGCUGCAGCUGCGGCCGAGCUGCAGCCGUCGCUGAAUCGCGUCCUCAGCUCUAUUGACUAUGAUCUGUGCUUCAAGCAUCCUCUGGAGCACACCUGGACUCUGUGGCACUGGGAGAACGAUCGCUCCAAGUCCUGGUCAGAUAUGUUGAGCGAUGUGACCAGCUUCAAUACUGUCGAGGAUUUCUUCAGUGUUUACUACUUUAUUAAGCCACCAUCGGAUCUGAAGGUAUUCAAUGAUUAUAUGGUGUUUAAGCAGGGUAUACGUCCAAUGUGGGAGGAUGAUGUCAACAAGGACGGCGGCCGUUGGGUCAUGUUUUUGGACAAGGAUUCGAAGGAACUGGUAGACAAGUUGUGGCAUGAUUUACUUCUGUGCACCAUUGGCGAAUGUUUUGAGUUUUCGGAUCAGAUCUGUGGCGUGGUCAUCAAUGUGCGUAACAAAGCAAGUAAGAUAUCUCUAUGGACUAAGGACUCGCACAAUCAGCAGGCUAUUUUGGCCAUUGGACGCAAGAUGAAGCAACUGUUGCAGCUGCGCGAGGUUGAGCUGCAAUACCAGGUGCAUAAGGAUGCCAUGGUACAGGCCGGGCCAAAUGUCAAUGCUAUUUACAAAUUGUAAAUUCCAAGCAAAGCAAGUGCUACAAAACUGGCUUUCAACGGAAGCGUUUACUUAGUUUAAGUACUUACAGCGGUCCUUCGUCAAAUGCUCAAGACUUGGCAAGAUUUUGGGCAUUUGCACGAUCGGACGAUCCCCACUCUCUCUCUCUUUCUCUAUCGUGCAUUUUGCUUAUAACUGAAAAAUGUUUGUACAUCACAAAUACACACUCCUACGGAUGCACAUACACAGGCAGACGACUACAAAUACAAUCUAUGUAUAUACCUAUAACUAUA